AUGAUUUCUCCGCAUAUACCAGAAGAAAAUGAAUUACAUGUUUUGGAAACGGAAAAUCGCGAAGGAGUUCCUACCGUUUCACCACGACCAGAUAAGCGUGCAUCUAGUAUUAAAAAUCAGACUGUAAAAGCUCCACUAAGUUUACCAUCAACACGUCAACCUCCACCACCACCACCACGACCACUGAUUAAAAAAGAUUCGCAAAGACCAAUAAAAACUCCUCUUGAUCGAUGUGAAGUUAGCACAAUGAUCAAUCAUACAAAAGAAGAGUUACAAAAAUUGGUUAAAGAUUUAAGACAUCAAGAAAGAAAUGAUGAAAAAUUUCACCUAGCAGCAUCUAUGGUUAAAGCAUUUUGUAAGGCUAUUGUAGCUACGCUCCAUGCUGUUCGUCCAAUGGUUAAUUCUUAUUUCGAAACAAAUAAAAAUUCACUUUUCAAUAAUGCUAAUCAACAAAAACCUUCAUUACAAAAGGAACAUAUACAAUGGUCAAAUUCUGGAGAAGGAUUAUGUUCCUCUAAAACAAUUGAACACUCUGACAAAAGAAUCGGUCCAGUAUUUGUUAUUCGCCGUCCAAUACUUUCUACAAAUUUCAUUGGAUUAAUCGGCCAAGCUUUCUAA
Messenger RNA from Rotaria sp. Silwood1, 618 nucleotides. Lineage: Eukaryota; Metazoa; Rotifera; Eurotatoria; Philodinida; Philodinidae. The record is from the annotation of a GenBank genome assembly.